Molecule: messenger RNA, 2350 nt
Organism: Aaosphaeria arxii CBS 175.79
Lineage: Eukaryota; Fungi; Ascomycota; Dothideomycetes; Pleosporales
Product: glycosyltransferase family 8 protein
Exons: 3
Coding region: 139-2019 (626 amino acids)
Biological process (GO): protein N-linked glycosylation
Molecular function (GO): glycosyltransferase activity
Source: RefSeq, a predicted model, not a curated record
CCUGUGGCCGAUCUGCCCAUACAUUAAUUCACUCGGACGCCCGUAAGUGGCACAGCGAUUUCUGAUGCUUCUCUGCUUCUUCUACGCCUUUCGCCCUGCCUUUCGUUUUGUACCCCUUGCUUCGCUACACUCGCUACCAUGAGGGCCAAUAUUUUGGAAAAGCGACGCCUCAUAACCGCAGCUGUCAUUGUAUCAAUCACAGUGACAAUAUGUCUAUUCUUCGCUCUCACCACACAAGGGAUUCAUGUCCUGAGUCCUUUCGGUUACAAAAACGAAAGGCUAGCCUACGUCACAUUCCUCUCUGGCACAGUCGACGCAGGUGACGACCUCGAGAAGGACAACUAUUUUGUCGCGGUGCGCAUUCUGAUUUGGCAACUCAAGCACAACCCAGGCACCAGAACUAAACACGAUGUGGUGGUUAUGGUCACACCGACCGUCUCGAAAUCGCGCAGGGAACGACUCAAGAGGGAUGGAGCUAUCAUCUAUCCUGUAGACUUCCUUCAUACUAAGAAUGACGCAUGGAUUCACCCUGAGCAACACCGAUGGGACGACGUUAUCACAAAGAUGCGUGUUUGGGAGAUGACCCAGUACGACCGCAUUCUCAUGCUCGACGGCGACAGCAUGCUGCGUUCCUCGUUGGAUGGUGUCUUCGACGACCCAGGGGCAAAGGUUCUCCGCACGAAGGAGUGGACAUCCGCGAAUAAGACUGAGGAGGGAGUGGAUAAAGACUCUGAGUAUAAGGAGGCGGCAUUGCCCGAAACUUACUUGCUUGGGUCUCUCAGCGAAGUCUGGGACAGCACUCACGACUUCCCACCACUAAAUGGCACUGGCCUCAAGAAAAUCGGUUACAUGAACGCUGGUUUCUUCCUCCUUGCGCCAUCCCGAGCCGCCUUCAAGUACUACAAGUCUCUGAUGAAUAUCCCCAACUCUUUCGAUCCGCGAUACCCCGAACAGAACUUGAUGAACUACGCUCAUCGAUGGAAUGGACCCAUGCCCUGGAAGGAAGUCUCCUACCACUGGAACAUUCGAUGCCCAACCGAGAACGACUUUGCCAACGGUCUCGUGAGCAUGCACGAGAAAUGGUGGAAACAGCCCUACCUUUACGAGAACAAGAAGGUCAAGGAGUGGCUGUUGACACGGAGAUACGAGAUGAAAGGGUGGUACGACGCCUGGGACGCAAAGGGGAACCCCCAGGCGUAUUCGAAUGCCGUCGACGCCUUCGCGAAAGCGUCGUGUCUCAACUUCGUACGUCACGUGCAGGCUCGAUUGCCACAGGAGCUUGUGAACAAGAUACUCGAUUUCUACUGGGACGAUUGGUUUGAGCACGGGUGCGCGACGUCGAUUCUGGACUCGUGGGAUCAAUUCCCUUGCCCUGGUCGGCCGUGCGAUUGUUUGGAGCAAUGGAAAAGGCCUGUCGUUAUCAAUCCGGAUUUUGUAGGGUUGCAUGUCGCGAGGGACGCGGUGCUUGCGUACCAUCGCAGAGACGCUCAUCUUCCGAAACGAAUGUGUGGAGAAGAGGAUUUUAGAAAGUAUCUCGAAGCAGAUCGGGCACAUGUUGGAGUUAAGAAUGCUUCUGUGUUGAGGUUUCUGGAGAUCGACAUGCAUAUGGUUUUGGAUCCUAGAGUCAUGGACAUGGCGAGUAACAUAUCAGAUGCGUAUGCCUUGCCAGAAACAGAGAUCAACGCUCUGACGGAGAAUCUGUCGGUGCUGCAGUUGAUUGAGAGGAAGGAUCUCUUCAAGUUGGAUAUCCGCGUCAAUAUCUACGAACAGAAGAUUGUCUUUCAACACUUGAAGAAUCUCCUUGCGAAGAUCCAACCCAGCUUGCGGCAGUUGGAUGAACAGGGAUCGAAAAUUGAUCUUCGAGUUGUUGGAAAUUUUCACCAACAUCACUCCGUCCCCAUUCGACUUGGUCUUGGAAGAUAUAUCACACUCGAUAAGAGUAGAUGGGAGGACCAGUUGAAAGAGGACAUAUCUCAGUUUGAAAAGAAAAGGAUCACUGAUAUUGAUUUUGAUUUAUGACGAGGAUAAAGCUGAGUUUGCUUAAGACGACAGCGUGGAUGUACGUACGACUCUUCAAUUUUCGGGCACGAAAUAGAUCUCCAACAUUUCAAAUUGAACAUCGUCCACCAAAAUACGUCCGCAGUUCUCAUCCCAUCGGUUCAUGCAGUAUACGCCGAGCUUCUUUAGGAAGCGGAGGAUUUCUCGUCCGCCCCAUAGUUGACAGUCGUAGCAUCCCUCACCUUGACUCUCUUAAGCAAGUGUCGAUUGUCUGCCUCGCCAUUCGCGCCUGUUGCCUCGACUAGAACGUUGCCAGCUUCAUCGUGAGUUCGAUCCCACUCUUCCACUUCGG